AUGCCUCCCAUUGGCAGCUAUCAGCUCUCCCUGGCCGUCUACACAGUGACCUUUGUGACAGGCCUGCCCCUCAACCUGCUGGCUUUCUGCGCCUUCGUGGUGAAGGCCCGCCGGCGCCUGCUGCCCGCCGAUGUCCUGCUCCUCAACCUGACAGUGUCCGACCUGGUGCUGCUGGCCUUCCUGCCCAUCCGCAUCACUGAGGCCUCCUGGGAGAUGAAGUGGAAGAUGCCGGAUUUCCUCUGCCCCCUCUCCGGCCUCCUCUUCUUCAGCAGCAUCUACCUGACCACCCUCUCGCUCACCGGCGUCAGCGUUGACCGCUACCUCAGCAUGGCCUUCCCCCUCCGCUACAAGGCAGGUCGCCGGCCGGCCUAUGCCGUGGCGGCCGUGGCCUUGUUCUGGGUGGCUGCUUUCUCCCACUGCAGUGUGAUCUACGUGGUCCAGUACCAGGCCAGGGGCAACGACACAGUGGGCAACCUCACCCGCUGCUACGCUACCUUCACCGACCACCAGCUGGCUGUCCUGCUGCCCGUCCGCCUGGAAAUGUUCCUGGUCCUCUUCUGCCUUCCGCUGGGAAUCACCACCUUCUGCUAUGCCAGAUUCAUCGCCAUCAUACGCUCCCUGCCACUGGUGAGCCCCGGGAGGAAGCGCCGGGCCAUCGGGCUGGUGGCAGCCACGUUUCUCCACUUCCUGGUCUGCUUCACCCCCUUCAACAUCUCCCACGUGGUGGGCUUUGUGGAGAAUAAGAGCCCAGAAUGGAGAGUCUACGUCGUGCUCCUCAGCACUUUCAACGCCAGCUUCGACCCCAUCAUCUUCUACUUCUCCUCCUCGUCUUUCCAGAAGAUCUGCCUGGAGUGUCUGCAGGCUGCCUGGGAGAAGCUGCAGCUCGGCUGGCUCUGCCCUGGGGUCUGGCCGGAGGCCCCGGAGAACGUGGUCAUGGCGGAGUCGCAGAUGGUGCAGUGA
Molecule: messenger RNA, 960 nt
Organism: Caretta caretta (loggerhead turtle)
Lineage: Eukaryota; Metazoa; Chordata; Testudines; Cheloniidae
Product: free fatty acid receptor 3-like
Biological process (GO): cellular response to fatty acid; G protein-coupled receptor signaling pathway
Cellular component (GO): plasma membrane
Molecular function (GO): G protein-coupled receptor activity
Source: RefSeq, a predicted model, not a curated record